This is a messenger RNA of Linum tenue, 558 nucleotides long. Lineage: Eukaryota; Viridiplantae; Streptophyta; Magnoliopsida; Malpighiales; Linaceae. The record is from the annotation of a GenBank genome assembly.
AUGGCGGCAGCAACCGGCAACACGACCAACUGCCACGUGGAGCUGGACUUCGUCGGACGAUGGAGGCACCGCUACUCCCUCCCGCCGUCGACCACGGUGGCGCAGCUGAAGCAGACCAUCCUCCACGACUUCGGCAUCUCCCCGGAGAGGAUCACCCUCAGGCUCCAGCUCCUCCCCUACCCGACGACGAUGGAGCACCAGACUCUAGCUGCCUACGGGGUCACCGCCGGACAGACCACGUGGCCGAUCGCCGUCGACGUCGCGAAGAUCAACGUGGUGGUCAACUUCCUCAACCUCGACAACAUGUGGUACUUUGUCGUCGCCUGCUACGAGUUCGACUCCGUGGCCGAGUUCAGGAGGCUCGUCGUCGGCAACCUGAGGGCGACGGGCGUGGACGAGAUCGGGCCGGAGGAUAUGGAGCUGUACUGCGGCGGCGUGAGGUUCGGCGACGGUGGAGCGCUGCUCUCUCAGUACGGUGUCCGGGACAAGGUUUGGGUGGACGUCAAGACCACGGAGGAGGUUCGAGAGCUCCGACGUCGUUUCACUAGCGCUCUGUGA